Diachasmimorpha longicaudata is the source of this 813-nucleotide messenger RNA. RefSeq lists its product as uncharacterized. The record is from RefSeq and is a predicted model, not a curated record. Bases 1 to 813 code for a protein of 270 amino acids. The transcript is spliced from 2 exons. Lineage: Eukaryota; Metazoa; Arthropoda; Insecta; Hymenoptera; Braconidae.
AUGUUUGCUAAGGUUCAAAGCGAACGCCUGCGAUUCAUUCGAUACAACCAGGCUAAAUUACGAUCGGAAGAAUAUAUUCACUUACGAGAUGCUGUUGCUGGAAACAUCGACGGAAAUUUGAAUCCCAAUGACAUCGGUAAGUCUUUCAUUUUACCUUCAAGCUACAUCGGCGGUCCACUGAAUAUGCAGAAAUACAUACAAGAUGCCAUGACUUACGUACGUCAUUACGGCCGACCGGAUUUGUUUAUUACAUUCACGUGUAAUCCGAAUUGGCAAGAGAUACAAACUUUACUAUUACCAGGACAACAAGCAAUUCAUCGUCAUGAUAUAACUGCACUUUUUGGUAUCACACGUUGUUGGCUGUAUACGGUUGAAUGGCAAAAGCGAGGAUUGCCUCAUGCUCACAUUUUAAUUUGGUUUCAAGAUAAAAUCCGUCCAGAAGAAAUUGAUCAAAUAAUUUCAGCCGAAAUUCCAGACCCAUUAAUUGAUCAGGAAUUAUUUGAUAUUGUUACCAAACACAUGAUCCAUGGGCCGUGCGGUGCUUUCAACAUGACCUCAUCAUGCAUGGAAAAUGGAAAAUGUAAGAAAAAAUUCCCAAAGCCGUAUACGAAUGACACCAUUACGAAUAUUGACGGUUAUCCAAUGUAUCGCCGCAGAAAUAGUGAGAAUGGUGGCCACACAUUCACAAUGCAACUACAGAAUUAUCCAAAUCAAGUAGAACUUGAUAAUCAGUGGGUGGUACCAUACUCACCAUUACUUUCAAAAACUUAUGCAGCACAUAUCAAUGUUGAGCUUUGCAGUCCGGUAAAAUAA